Coniophora puteana RWD-64-598 SS2 is the source of this 1675-nucleotide messenger RNA. Its product is annotated as Metallo-dependent phosphatase. Lineage: Eukaryota; Fungi; Basidiomycota; Agaricomycetes; Boletales; Coniophoraceae. Gene Ontology annotation, cellular component: cytoplasm. Gene Ontology annotation, molecular function: hydrolase activity, acting on ester bonds. The record is from RefSeq and is a predicted model, not a curated record. The transcript is spliced from 14 exons. The coding region runs from base 325 to 1542 and encodes 405 amino acids.
AUCAGCCCAGCCGUCAAACGUCAGAUCCCUUGUCUUCUCGCAACGGAAGGCGCCCAAAGGCACAUCCAUUGACUUGCCGAAACACUUUGCGAAGGAGUUGACACCGGCCAGUCACCCUCACAGGCUCGAGCACACCACCGUGAAUUAGUGUAUUAAACACAAUUAAAUUAGACAACCCGAACGUCGCAGCCUUCGCAGGAGCUCGGCCAACAAUCAGCUGCGAAGUUUGUCUCCGUGUAAAGCAUCCACUCGGGACAACCCCGUUUGGAAGUCGGACAACUUGCUCACCACGCUCACCAGGCCGAGGUUGCGUACCUGACCGCGAUGCGCCAGCAACUUGUCCUAUCAUUCACCGGUUUUUUGACGUCUUUGGCUUUUGUCUGUGCAGCCCCUCUGUCCCUGCCGACACAACAAUCGACUUUUCACCUUCGCAAUGGGACUGACAAGGGCGGACACGCUAUCGGACCGGGAAAUAAAUCCGCUGUUCUCGAUCCGUACCCUGGCAAACGCCGCCUCACUUUCCGCGCUGAUGGAACGUUCAAAUUAACAGUUUUCUCGGAUUUGCACUUCGGUGAAAAUCCGUGGGAUGCCUGGGGUCCAGAACAGGAUAGGAAGAGCCUCAAAGCUAUGAAAACUCUUCUGGCAUCUGAGCACCCAGACUAUGUAGUUUUGAACGGCGAUCUCAUCACUGGAGAAAACACGUUCCGGGAAAAUUCCACUUCUCUGAUAGAUCAGAUAAUGCAGCCACUCAACGAGGUCGGCGUCCCAUUUUCCUCCACACAUGGUAACCACGACAAUCAGGCAAACAUCACCCACCUGGAGGAAAUCCACCGUGAGGUUGCUGUUGCCCCACUCAGCUACACUCGCCCUGCGCCACCUGGUGUAGGUGGAGAAGGAGGGCCUGGAAACUAUUGGGUGCCUAUUUUUCGAGCCACCCGCGAUCGAGCCCCGGCGCUGGUCCUCUGGUUCUUCGACUCGCGAGGGGGGCGAACGACAGGCGAAGAUAAUGCGCAGAUGCCCGAUUGGGUCGACAGCUCCGUGGCCGGCUGGAUCGCAGCCGAGACAGCCGUCAUGGACGACGUCUGGGGUGCGGACGCGGAGAGGAGCGCGCUCGCGUUCGUGCACAUACCCCCGCAUGCCAUCGAGGCCGUUCAGCGCCGACUGAACCGCACGGAAAGCCCGGGUCUGAACGCCGACGAAUUGGGGAGGGGCUCAACGCAAGCGACGGAGAAAUCAGCAUCCGCGGGCAAAGACGGACCUUUCUGGGAUGCGUUGAACAAGCACGUCAGGAACCUCAGGGCAGUCGUCUCAGGCCACGACCACGGGAACGAGUGGUGCGCAAAGGAGCCCGAGAAGGGCGUCACGUUCUGUUUUGACAAACAUUCGGGCUACGGGGGAUAUAAUAGCCCAGGGUGGGGCAGAGGCGUGCGCUCGUUUGAGUUUAAGCAUCAACAUGACCAUCAGGUUGUCGAGACCUAUAUUCGGAUGGAAGACGGGCAGAUCAAGAACAGGGCUAUCCUGCACUCCGAAGACGAGGUCUAGGAAGAGCAUGUGCAAAGGACAAGGCAGCUUUAAGGCAAUGCGAGGCCGUGUAUGCGAUGCAUGUAUGUUAGGCAGCCAGGAAUGCAGUAAUUUACAUUGUACGAUAACAUGGCUAAAAGUUCAAGUUUACUCC